Molecule: messenger RNA, 2432 nt
Organism: Porites evermanni
Lineage: Eukaryota; Metazoa; Cnidaria; Anthozoa; Scleractinia; Poritidae
Source: the annotation of a GenBank genome assembly
AUGCUGUUGUUUUCCAUAACCCUCCAAGUAAUGUCACAGAAGGAGUGUCGCAUAAAAACCAACGGCUGCAGUGUCCCUGCGGGGCUACCUUUCUUCUACAAGAAGACGUUUACCCCUGCUUGCGUGAAGCACGAUGUUUGCUACUCCUGUGUAAGAAUAUAGUCGAUGUCUAUCUACCCUACCCGUGAAAACAGCUGGUUGUUUGCAAACCGGCCAGUUGUCACAUUUGGGCAAAUCGUACACAAAAUUCAGGGUUGAAAAAAUUUUGUCCCGGAAUUGCUUUUACCAAUUGCACAAACAAGUUCCAUUUACCAAAAAAAUAGAAAUGAGAAAACCUUUUCAGACGCUCCCUUCCUUCCAGAAAUUUUUCGCUGGAACGACGCAAAAUAUCGUGUUCUAUAUUGUUUCCAACUGGACUUUCCGCAAACUUUUUGUAAAUGGUAAACACCCAAUUGUUUUUAUCGUGUUUUCGUGUUUCAACUACUUAUCCGAAAAGCCAUUUAUCUGAAAAUUUAGAUCGAAAUAAUCCAUCCUUUUAACCAAACAUAUAAGCAGAUAGUCUCCCUCGCAGCCGUUUUUAGUACCGUCACGCAACGCUCCUCGAGCGUUGCGUGACGAUACUAAAAAAGGCUGCGAGGGAGACUAAUAAGCAGAGGGAAUACAUAAGGGGGACUUUUGGGGAAAGAAUCGAAGACGUUGAGAGUAUUUUGAACUAUGAGGGAAAGGAAAUUUCAAACUGGUAUAAGGACAAUCUACUCAUGUGUAAUCAUGAAAAAUUUCAGUCGAUGAGUCUCGGGUCGAAGCAUAAAAAUAAACAGAUGAAAAUUGAUGUUGUGAACAAUGAUAUUGGGAGUCACUCUGAAAUGAAAUUACUGGGAGUGACCAUUGACGAGCAUUUGAAUUUUAGUAGACAUAUCGGAGAGGUAUGUAAAAACGCAUCUAGGAAGGUUGGAGUUUUGAUGAGGCUUAGAAACAUGUUAACAACAUCAGCCAAACUUGAGAUUUUCAUUUAUUUCAUAAUGCCUCAAAUUACAUACUAUCAUACAGUGUGGCAUUUCUGUCGGGCUUCGGACAGCAGAAAGAUGGAGCGAGUACAAGAACGAACGUUAAGAGCCGUCUUCUGCGAUAUGAGAAGUUCAUACGAUGACCUCUUGAGAAAAGCUAAACUCACGACACUAGGCUGUCGCCGAUUGUAGGAUAUAGCCAUAAUUAUGUAUAAGGCAAAGUACAAUAUAUGCCCUCCGCACAUAAAGGACAUUUUUAAGCUAGAUAAACCUCCCUAUGGGCUCAGAAAUUCUGGUGACUUUUUUAUUCCUCGAUACAACACAACAACUUACGGGAGACAGCCUGAGAUGUGUGGGACCAGUAAUAUGGUCUAAAUUAAGCAAUGAUGUAAAAAACGCAGAAUCAAUUUACAGCUUUAAAAAGAAAAUUCGUAAGGUAGAUCUUGAAAAAGUAAUCACAGAGGGAUAUAAAAACUGCUUUCUAUGUUGUACAUAAAUGACAUUUUCUAGACAAAAAGGACGCCUCUUAAUCAAUAAGUAUUAUUUUAUAUGAUAGACCCGAAUACUUUUUCUCGACAUUUUUUUUUAGUAUGUAUAUUUUUGUAAAUUCUAUUCUUCGUAAGUAUAUUUUUUAAACUAAUUAGUUAGAGCUGAUAGUAUUUUAAUUUAGUGUCCCCUAUUAGUGAGGCCUUACAUGGUCAGCUAGAAGACCUGUCACUGAAAUAAAGUUUAUCAUCAUCAUCAUCAUCGCCUGCUAAAUUCAAGAUCGCGCGCUAAAGCACUCUCAUUGGCCUAAGUCUCCCGGUCCUUGCCGAUAUCAAUAAUUAAUAUCGAUUGUGCUAAUAUCGAAUAGAAAGGCACGGCGAUAUCCCUGACGGAGAAGACGAGUAGCGUGACUGUUUUGUUACAACUAGAGAAAAUGGCGGAAGAAGUCCAUAACAACAUAGUAUCAGUCGCAAAAGCACCAAUCGGUGGAUUACAACUGCUGUCUGAAACAUGCAAAUCCAAUUUUUCGUCCAGUGUGAUCAACCUCGUCCAAUAAUUGUUAAUUGUCGUUAUCGUUACCGCUAUUGUUAUUCUCAUUACCCUUAAUUAAAAAAGAAAAACCAGCAUCUGUUUACAGUGACUGAACAUAUCCUUUGUUUUACAAUCAUUUCCCCAUAGGGUCAGCGCUUUGGUUGGACUCAAUAUCAGUGCGACAAAAGAUUUAAAAGCGAUAUGUACAGGCUAUGUGAAAAAAAGUACGGCUCCAAGAAAGGCUGGUUCUCCUGGCGAACAAAAUACAAACGGUGUAAAUUCUUUGCGCGUUUGUACUACAGAACAGUACGUGCUUUUGGCAGGUUUCACUGGGCAAAUCCAUCCGAGCGCUGGUGCCGCAAAGGCUGUACUAAAGCUCUUGGGAAUCCUUUCAAGCCUCUGAACGUUUAA